AUGGAAGCCAACCCGGGCGUUGAACGCGAAGUUGUCCUGAUCCGAGGCCAGUCAGGCUUUGACUUUUCCAUCAAGGGAGGCAGCGGGCUCAACCUCCCCGUCAUCAUCAGCCGCGUCUUUGCCGGGGGUGUGGCCGAGCGCUCUGGCCAGCUGCACUACGGUGACGAGAUUUUGUCCGUCAACGGCAACAGCCUCAAGAACGCAUCACAUGAAGACGCCGUUCGAUUCCUCAAGGGCUCCGGCACCAAGGUGACGCUUGUUGUGCGAUCGACGCACGGAGUUGUGGCUUCAGAGUCUGUUUCCGCCGCGCUCCCACCUCCAGUUAUCGCGCCCGUCGCCAACGGCACCAGCACGCCUCCCGCCACUCCGCGUGUUGAGACGAAUCAACGCGCGCAGUCGACUCCUCGUGUUGAGGCGCCUGCUUCCUCCCGUGCGUCCAAAAAGUCCUCUGCGAGCACCCUGAAGCCCGUGGCGUCUGUUUCGUCCAAGAGCGAAGAGCUGGCGUACUCUGUGCCGGACGUGUACGACGAUGUGGACGAGAUUGCUCCCGACACUCCCCUCCCCGAGAACUGGUCCAUCGGUGUCGACUCCAUCACCGGACGCACCUACUUCAACGAUCACGUCAACGGCACGUCCACUUGGAUUGAUCCUCGCACCAAGAACACCCGCAAGGCGAGCGUGCGUGAGACCCUCCCCACCGAGCUGCCGUACGGCUUUGAGCGCGUGUUUGAUGCCCACGACAACAUCUUUUACAUUGACCAUGUCAACCAAAUCACGACCUUCUUGCACCCUUGGGACUUGGAGUCGGUUCGCCAAAAGAAGCAGAUGCUCGAGUUCCUCCGCGUCGAGCAGGCCAAGGUGACUUCUCAGCUGAGCAAGGUCCACAGCCUCCCCGCGGAGAUCCAGCACCACACCCGUGAGAUUGAGCUCCUCUACGCAGAACAGGAGCGCCUGAAGGAGAUUAUCGCUGGCGGCCGCAACGACCUGCACUACAACUUGCAGGCCGUCGCUUCCCAGAUUGCCAUUGCUGAGGAGGCGAUUGAAAAGCUCGAGUCCUUCAAGGAGUCCUCGUUGACUGCCAUCUCCAACAAGCUCCGCCUGCUGGUCGAGGUCAACGCAAAGAUCGAGCGCAAGCGUCUCCACUUGCUUCGCGAAGAGGUUGAGACGACUCGAGCGUCCAACUUUAAGCAGAAGGUGAGCGUUGAAGGCGCAGAGCUGCUCAAGCUCCGCAUUGAGCUGGAUCGCAUCUCGGCUGAACGUGAGCGCAACGAAACGGAGAUUGAGCGUCUGCUGAGCGCAUUCCCCGGUGGCAACCUCGAGUCGAACGUCCAGGCGGCUCCCCGUUACUACGCACCCGCCGAAUCCACCGUCACAACGCAAGGCCUGGCUCGUGGCACUAUUGUUGAGAUGGAAGUCGAGAAGGUGCUGCUCAACCUUCACAUUGCUCAGCUCCAAGCCUCCAUCAACGCCAUGUCUGCCGCUCGCGCCUCGCUGGCUGAAUUCAAGGCCAAGACGGAAGGCAAAGCUCCCACUCGGCUGCCCCAGAACAUUUCAUCCCGUCCCUGGAUUGAAGACUGGAGGCGAAAGGCAAACGCACCCCCAAGCGUGUCCUACCAUCAAAUGACGUUCUUUGAGAAGCUCGAGUUCCUGCUUCACUAA
This is a messenger RNA of Capsaspora owczarzaki ATCC 30864, 1659 nucleotides long. RefSeq lists its product as hypothetical. The transcript has 3 exons. The coding region runs from base 1 to 1659 and encodes 552 amino acids. Gene Ontology annotation, cellular component: cytoplasm. Gene Ontology annotation, molecular function: protein binding. The record is from RefSeq and is a predicted model, not a curated record. Lineage: Eukaryota; Filasterea; Ministeriida; Capsasporidae. Gene Ontology annotation, biological process: signal transduction.